AUGGAGAGGAGGGCAGAGAAGAAGAAGGCAAAGGCGGCUGCCAAGGCGAAGAAGGCGAGGGCGAAGCGGGAGAAGAGGGAGAGGAAGGAGAGGCGGCGGGAGAAGAAGCGGGUGAAGCGCAAGGGCGCCGAGCGCAAGGAGGCCGAGCGCAAGGAGGCCGAGCGCAAAGAGGCAAAGAAGGCCAAGCGCCGCGAGAAGGCUGCGGUGCGCGAGGCUUCCGUCGAGGUUCACGCGCCGCGAGGACAGCUGGCGGCGGCGGCGGAGGAGGCUGGCGGCGGCGGCGACGGCGGUGGCGGCGGCGACGACGGCGACGACGGCGAGGGCGGCGAGGGCGGCGGUCGCCAGCCGCGCAAGAAAAGGAACAGGCGCAGGAGGCGAGGCGCGGGGGGCGGCGAGGGCGGCGGCGAAGGUGGCGAGGGCGGCGGCGAAGGUGGCGAGGGCGGCGGCGAAGGUGGCGAGGGCGGCGGCGAGGGCGGCAGCGAGGGUGGCGAGGGAGGCGGCGAGGGUGUCGGCGAGGGUAGCGAAGGUGGCGGCGAGGGCGGCGAGAGCGGCAGCGAGGGUGGCUCGCCUUUGCUCUUGCCUCCGCGCGAUGAGGCCGCGGGGGGAAGCAGCGGCGGCGAGGACGGCGGAGGCGGAGGCGGAGGCGGAGGCGGAGGCGGCGGAGGCGGCAUCGGAGAAGGCGGAGGCGGAGGUGGAGGCGGAGGUGCUUUGCCGCAAGGGUGGGAGGAGGUGUCCGGCGAGGGCGGCGUCUACUUUUGGAACACCAAGACCGACGCGGAGCAGCAGCGGGCGCAGGGGCGGCAGCCGCAGCCGCAGCGACAGCGGCAGUCGCAGCGGCAGCCGCAGCCGCAGCCGCAGCCGCAGCCGCAGCCGCAGCCGCAGCCGCAGCCGCAGCCGCAGCCGCAGUGCCAGGAAGCGCGGCCGCGGCGCCCGGCAGAAAAGAAGCCGCAGCCGCAGCCGCGGCCGCGGCCGCCGGGAGCGCAGCAGCCCGGACCGCCACCGCGGUUCGAGUCGGGGUCGGGGCAGCCGCAAGCGGAGCAGGAGCCGCAGCCGCAAGCGAAGCAGGAGCCGCAGCCGCAAGCGAAGCAGCAGCCGCAGCCGCACGGCGCGCGGGUCAUCGUGGGGCGGCUGCAGGGGAAGGACGCGACGCCCGUCGAGCCGGCGCCGCCAGGGUACUGCGACGUGCGCGUGGACCGCGGCACGGCGCUGGGGAACCCGUUCCCGAUGGGCCGCGACGGGCGCGACGAGAGCUUCCGCGGCCUUGUGCACGACGAGAGCUUCCGCGGCCCUGUGUGCGCCGCCUUCGAGGCGCUGCUACGGGAGGGCGCCACUACGUCGAUGUCGACGACCGGUACCGCCGGCCAAACGCCGCAGCCGAGCGGGGCGCGCUGCCCGUAG
Emiliania huxleyi CCMP1516 is the source of this 1398-nucleotide messenger RNA. RefSeq lists its product as hypothetical. The transcript is spliced from 6 exons. NCBI's taxonomy places the organism in Eukaryota, Haptophyta, Isochrysidales, Noelaerhabdaceae. The coding region runs from base 1 to 1398 and encodes 465 amino acids. The record is from RefSeq and is a predicted model, not a curated record.